Molecule: messenger RNA, 2499 nt
Organism: Aegilops tauschii subsp. strangulata
Lineage: Eukaryota; Viridiplantae; Streptophyta; Magnoliopsida; Poales; Poaceae
Source: RefSeq, a predicted model, not a curated record
CCACUGCAUCAACACACUUGCACACACCGCCGUUGAUAACCUCUUGUACUAGUAAGAAGAAGUGAACAUGAGCAGUAUAGGUAUAGUUCAGUCUGCUGUGAAGAAGGUCCAACAAGUAGGGGUCGAUUUCGUGCAGGUCCAGGUGGUGGCCUCCGCGGUGCUCGCCAUUCUGGUGGUGGCGCUUAGCGCGUAUGGUCGUCGCUGCCGCCACCCGGCACUCCGCCUCAUCAUCUCCGGCGCCUCCAUCGCCUUCAUACCGCUCACGUCCUCCGCCAUCAACGCCUUGCUGGGGCAGAGGAAGAUGCUCAAGCUGUUGAAAGAGUGCGAAGACCCGACUUGCAAAGGCGGCAAGUACAGCCCAGAGGUCCAGACCAUGUGGACGCUCCUCCUGUGGAGCGUCCUCAUCCUCAUCAUCAAGGGCAAUGCCGACACGGCCGCGGCCUCCGCUGCCGCCGCCUCCGCCUCGCCUUCCUCGGGCGACGUCGGUGUCGACGGCCAGAAGGUCCGGACCCCAGUGGAGCUACUGGCUACGUAUGCCGUGGUGGUGUGGCUCAUCGUGGAGUGCAUUCCUGAGGCGGAAUGGUUGAAGUUUGAGGGAAAGGCAAUUUUCGUCGUCUUCUUCCUGCUCGGCUUUGCCAAGGUGGUGCUCAAGCUGGUCGCCUUCCUCAUGGCGAGCAACUCCUACGCCAUCGGCAAGAACGCCCGGCUUGUCUCCGGCUACAUGGCGCAGCUGGUCGAGGAGGGCGCCGAGGAUGGCCAUGGCCAUGUGCCUCCUUAUCUGGUUGUAGGGGAGAGCAAGGAGCACGUCGAGGAAAAGCCCCAAGGGUACCGCAUCAAACGCGAAAGCGACCCCGUCAAGAAAAACAAGGACAAGCUCGGCGCUCUCAUCACGCUCGACCGGGUGUGGACACUGUCCGAUCACGGCGACGGUUUCCUCGCCAAGAAGCUGGAGCUAAGGGAUCUCUGUCUCUCAUUCUCCCUCUUCAAGAGUCUCCGGCGUCGCCUCUCAGGGUACCCGUUGACCGAGGAAGGAUCCAGCAAUGCUCUCGACUUCGUGCUCAGGGGCAUGGACACUGCGGCCGGCGACGGCAAAGCAGGCGUGGAUGCCAAGCGGGUGUUCCGAGUCCUUGUGGACGAGCUCUGGUUCGCAAGUGAUUUCUACUACUCGCCGCUCCCGCUGUGCUCCUUCAGUGGGUGGUGCGCCGCCCUCAACUAUCUCCUGUCGGUCCUCAUCAUCGCCGGAGCUAUUGGAGUGGGAGUGCUUUAUCAAAUCAGAAGGGUGAUCGUUGUCGGUCCCGACCGGGCCAAAGAGAACCCAGCUAAGGGUCCAGAAUUGUACCAGGUAGCUUACUACUUCAUCACCUUGUUCCUCCUACUCGCCGCCGUGCUCACCGAAGCGUGUGAGAUCAUCGCCGGCGUGUGCUCCAACUGGACCAAGAUGGCGUUGAUCGGCCAUUACAUCAGAAGUGGCACGCUCGGUCGUUGGACCAACGCGGCCCUGGACACGGUGCUGCGUUUCAGGCCCGCGAAGCGCUGGAGCGACGAGAUCGGGCAGACCUCGGUGCUCGAGCCCCGCCGAUUCGGGCGACGGUCGGGGCUUUUCUCGGAGAAGCUGUAUGGGCGCGCAGGGCUUAUGAGGUCGGUGGAAGUCUCCCAGGCCGUUAAGGACGCGGUGCUCAGGUCCUUGAAGAGUAGCUAUGGGGGACUGGACAAAGGAAGCACCCUCGCCGCGCACCGGGUAGGCCUCGGCGGCAAGGUCGACAGCUGGGCGUGGCCGGCCAUCGGUGCCGGAAGCGGCAGCGGCACCAGCAGCACCACGGAGCAUAUCCUCGCUUGCCACAUCGGCGCGAGGCUCUUCGAGAUCAAGUACUCGAACGCGGCGUGUCCAACGUUGGCGGCGGCCGACAUGACAGCCGCCUGCCAUUUGUCUUACUACUGCGCGUACCUGGUGGCGGCCUCGCCGGGGCUGCUGCCGGACAGUCCGGCGUGGACCGACAAGCGGUACAAGGAAGUGGUGGCGGACGUGAAGGCGGCGCUGGGAAAGGACGACGACGGCGCCAGCGAGUCGACGGCGCAAAGGUACGAGCGGCUGCUCAAGGAGCUGAGCGCGACCAGCAGGGACGAGGUGCUGCAGCGCGGCGCCGAGCUUGGGAGCCGCCUGGUGGAGGCGCACGCCGAGGAUGAGGCGGCGGCAUGGCGGUUCCUGGCGGAUUUCUGGUCGGAGAUGGUGCUCUUCGUCGCACCGUCGAAGAACGUCAAGGGCCACGUCGAGGCCAUGGGGCGCGGCGGGGAGUUCGUCACGCUCGUCUGGGCGCUGCUCAUGCACGCCGGUGUCACGGACAGGCCUGGGACAGCUGACGGUACUGGCGUCCCGUAACCGGGGAAAUCCGUCAUGUCAUUUGUUCAUGCAUCUUUCUCGUUUUGGAAGCUUCUUUUGUUUCCCUUUUUAGACUAGAUCGUUGUAAGUUAAUUAGUUUCGGAAGUAAAUCAAAAUCUUAA